AUAUUGAACUGUUAGAACUAAAGUUAAACACCUCUACACUAGUACUAUAUAACACGGGUGUAUAUUUUAAGUUGGCAUCAUGAAUACUUUUGAUCACGUUUAUUGUUGUGUAUUUACUUAAACGUUUAAAAGUACUUAUUUAUCUAAAUAUUAGAUAAGUAUUAAUGCAUGAUAUUGUUAUAUAUAUAUCGUCAUUAAUCAAAGCAGUAUACAUACUAUUCAAUAUUAAAAUAUUGGAUAAUAUUGAACAUACGAAGAUGGAAAGAAUUGCAAUUUCAAUUUGUUCUUUGGUUCUAUAGUGGAAUUUAACCAUCGAAUCAAUCUUGAAAAUUUUUGAUCAUUGCUUUAAAUCCGUUGAUUUCUUUUCCGUAAAAGAGUGAAACGAAAAGUUUGACUCUCUUGGAAGUGCAAGGGCAAGUGCGACGUAAAUGUCAAAGAUAUGCAGACAUAACAACAGAAAUUAAUUUCUUAUAUUAAAUAAUUGCUUUAACCGUUAUUCUUUGGAUUAUAACAAUUACAAUUCGUUAUUCAACGUUCGUUAAAUGUAUUUCUGUAGGAUAGAAACUUAUGAAAUAUAAACAUACCAAGUGUUACAAACGAUAGCUUUAUUCAUUUUACAAAUACAGUACCUACAUUUCUCAGACAACAUACUUAUUAUAAAAGAUACGAUGUCAGCAAAUCUUUCGCAUACGGAAAAGGAAUUAGAUUUAAGCAAUGCUGGCAGAGGUGUGUGGUUAGUUAAAGUGCCCAAAUACAUAGCUAACAAAUGGGAGAAAGCGCCUGGCAAUAUAGAAGUGGGCAAAUUAAAGAUAACUAAGAAUCCUGGUCAAAAGGCAGAAGUAUCUCUUAAAUUAUCAGAGGCUGUUUUAGCUUUAAAAGAGCCAGGGGAAGAAGAAAUCCCUAAACAACAUAGAUUAGAUGUUACGACUGUAACAAAACAAAUGUUAGGUGUAUUUUCUCAUGUCACGCCAUCGAACAAUUCAGACUCCAUUGUUCCUGAAACAGAGAAACUUUACAUGGAAGGGAGGAUAGUGCAAAAAUUAGAAUGUCGACCAUAUGCUGAUAAUUGUUAUAUGAAAUUGAAAUUACAAAGUAUUAAACGAGCUUCUGUACCACAGAGACAAGUUCAACAAUUAGAUAGGGUAGUUCAAAAUUUCAAACCUGUUUCUGAUCAUAAACAUAACAUUGAAUACGCAGAAAAGAAGAAAGCAGAGGGUAAAAAGAUGCGAGAUGAUAAAGAUGCAGUAUUGGAUAUGUUGUUUGCUGCAUUUGAAAAGCAUCAGUAUUAUAAUAUAAGAGAUCUUGUAAAAAUUACAAGACAACCAAUUGUAUAUUUGAAAGAAAUAUUAAACGAAGUAUGCAAUUAUAAUCUAAAGAAUCCUCAUAGAAAUAUGUGGGAAUUGAAACCAGAAUACCGACAUUACAAAGAUGAAGAUAGAGCCUCUGAAAAUGCUCAGAAAAAAGAUGAUUCUGAUGAUGACUAAUCUACAGUACUUGUGUAUAUAUUUAUCUCUCAUAUAUUUAAUUAGUUGAAGUAUAGGUAAAAAUAAAACAAUAUUUUAUACAAUCUUAAAAUCAAGGCUGUGCAGAACAUAUACAAUUCUGACAAUUUUUGGAAUUUUAUACAAUCAAUUAUUUUAUUGUGUUGUUUUAAUAAGUAAUAGAAAUGAUAACUGUAACAAGUAAAUUACUCCUUUAUUCUUUUAGACACAUACGAUUUAUAGUUGAAAUAAUUUACUGUAUCAUAUUAACAGAAAAAUCCUUUUAUUGUUAUAUAAAAGAAAAUUGUAAAUUUAUAAAGUGUAUAUUUAUACUUCAUAAGAAAAUGCAGUGUAUAAUUUCAAAUACAUUAUUGUUACAAAACCUUAAGUAUUGCCUAGAUUGUACAUAAAAAAAUA
Nomia melanderi (Alkali bee) is the source of this 1898-nucleotide messenger RNA. It is a transcript of the gene TfIIFbeta, whose product is annotated as transcription factor TFIIFbeta. NCBI's taxonomy places the organism in Eukaryota, Metazoa, Arthropoda, Insecta, Hymenoptera, Halictidae. Gene Ontology annotation, cellular component: transcription factor TFIIF complex. Gene Ontology annotation, biological process: transcription by RNA polymerase II; transcription initiation at RNA polymerase II promoter. The record is from RefSeq and is a predicted model, not a curated record.